AUGGCGACGCGUCGCCUCCCGUCGUCGUCCCUCCCGCUGCUGCUGCUCCUUGCGGCGGCGGCGGCGGCAGGCGCGCUUGGCGGCAACUCCCCCGAGGCCGACACGGACCCGAACAUGGUGCCGCGCUCCGGCCGGAGCCUGCAGCAGCUGCCGCAGCCGGACCCGAACCCACAGCCGCAGCCCGGGGGGAACCCGCCGCCGCAGCCGCAGCCGCAGCCCGGGCCGCAGCCAGACCCAACAGCCCCACAGCCGCAGCCCUUGCCGCAGCCGGACCCAGGCCAGCAGCAGCCACAGCCCGGGACGCAGCCGGCUCAGAAUCCGCAGGCGCAGCCGGACCAGCUGCUCCCGAGCGGCGGCGGGUCGAGGAUGAUGCUGGUGAACCUGCAAGACUCCAUGUGCAUACUUCUCCCAAGUCUUGGCUAUCUGUUAGUGUAA
Panicum virgatum (switchgrass) is the source of this 435-nucleotide messenger RNA. RefSeq names its product procyclic form-specific polypeptide B-alpha-like. The transcript has 2 exons. The record is from RefSeq and is a predicted model, not a curated record. NCBI's taxonomy places the organism in Eukaryota, Viridiplantae, Streptophyta, Magnoliopsida, Poales, Poaceae. Bases 1 to 435 code for a protein of 144 amino acids.